Molecule: messenger RNA, 576 nt
Organism: Oppiella nova
Lineage: Eukaryota; Metazoa; Arthropoda; Arachnida; Sarcoptiformes; Oppiidae
Source: the annotation of a GenBank genome assembly
GUGUCACCAGUGAACAACUUUCAUCAAAUUCAAACUCAAUGUUGAAAUAAUGUGAUUUUGAUUUUCAAUUUUCCCAAUAACUUAAGUUAUCGACACAAAGCGUGCAUUUCUUAACGCAAUUCAAGUGAUAAUUACGGAGACAUCAGACAAAUGGCAGAGAAGGCGUCCAAAAAGUACAGACCGGAAGUGGACGGCGAGGACGAGGAUGACGUGACCAACCUGUCCGACAUAGUGGGCCCGUGGGGUCAGUGGCAGAGGAAUAUAUUCAUCUACUUCUUCAUCGGCGCCAUGUGCUCGUGUUGGCACAGUCUGGGCCUAUCGUUUUACGCACCUAAUGUGAGCUACUGGUGCGCUAAACCCCAUACCUAUCAGAAUAUGUCGGACAGCGAGUGGAUUGAGCGCACGGUUGGCACCAAGAAUCCCAACUACCAGUGCCAGAGGUAUGAUAAUCCGGACCAACCAUGUGAUAGCUGGCAAUACGACCAGUCGUUUUGGAGGUCUUCCAUAAUCAGUGAACAAGUAUUGGCGACUCUCGUGACGGUCGAAGUGGUGCCUAAAAAAGAGAGCACUUAUUGA